GGAAGUGUCACUGCACUCUGCUGAAGAAUUCCCGCGAAGAUUGAGAGUCUCACCACUUUCUCUUGAGUCCCAUCAUCAUGAGUAAGAGGAAGGUGAAAGACGUUCAUCUGCCCAUCGGGGAGUGCAUCACACAGGUGCAGCACAUUUUAAGGGAGCGUUUUUGCUGUCAGCAGCUUCCUGGCAGACCGGAGGGACUGGAGGCUCAAUACAGACACCUCCUGGAGCUGCUGAGGCGCUCGGCCGUCCAGGGGGAAAGUAACUCGGUGCUGAUCGUUGGACCCAGAGGAGCCGGAAAGACGAUGCUGCUCCAGUGUGUCCUCAGAGAUCUGCUGCAGGAGAAAGAAGCUCAGAAAAACCUCCUGCAGGUUCACCUCAAUGGUCUCCUGCAGACUGACGACAGAAUAGCGCUGAAAGAAAUCACCAGACAGCUGAACCUGGAGAACGUAGUCGGAGAUAAAGUGUUUGGAAGUUUUGCAGAGAAUCUGGCUUUUCUGCUGGAGGCGUUAAAGAAAGGUGAUCGCAGCAGCAGCCGUCCGGUUCUGUUCGUUCUGGAUGAGUUCGACCUGUUCGCCCACCACAAGAACCAGACGCUGCUCUACAACCUGUUCGACGUCUCCCAGUCGGCCCAGACGCCCGUCGCUGUGGUCGGCGUCACCUGCAGACUGGAUGUUCUGGAGCUGCUGGAGAAACGGGUCAAGUCUCGGUUCUCCCACCGUCAGAUCCACCUGCUGAACAGCUUCGGCUUCCCUCAGUACCUGCAGACGGUCCGAACGCAGCUCAGCCUGCCGGACGACUUCACCGACCGCGGCUUCGCUCAGGACUGGAACAGCAGCGUCCAGACUCUGUGUGAAGACAAAUCAGUGGAAGAAGCUUUGCAGAGACACUUCAACUCCAGCAAAGACUUCCGCUCUCUGCACAUGCUGCUGAUGUUGUGUCUGAGUCGCGUCUCCGUCUCCAAACCCUCCAUCAAAGCGGCCGACCUGCUGGACGCCAGCCGACUUUGUUUCUGUGAUGCCAAGGUCAACAUGCUGCACGGUUUGUCGAUCUUGGAGCUUUGCCUCAUCAUCGCCAUGAAACACCUGAACGACGUGUACCAAGGAGAGCCGUUCAACCUGCAGAUGGUUCACAACGAGUUUAAGAAGUUUCUACAGAGAAAGUCCAACUCCAUGUACAACUUUGAGCAGCCUGUCGUCAUGAAGGCUUUCGAACAUCUGCAGCAGCUGGAGUUGAUCCGGCCGGUCGACGGAUCUUCUUCUAAAACCCAGAAGGAGUUCCAGCUGAUGAGGCUGAUGCUGGACCACAGUCAGAUCAUGGAGGCGCUGCAGAAAUACCCACAAUGCCCCACUGACAUCAAGCAGUGGGCCAUGUCGGCGUUCGGAUAGCUUGACUUUAGAGGGUUUUGUACAACCUUUUCUGCAUCAGAAUUGUGGUUAAAAAAUGUGAAACUUUCCCCGCAUUGUUUGGACGUUCACAUGAAAAGACGUCGGUGAAGUUUCUGGUGUUUCUCACAUCAAAACGAGCCGGAGGUUUGUGACGAGAAAAAGCUUCACGAAGCGACAAAUGUGGAUUAUCACCGUCUGGUUUGUUCUGGAGCUGGCUACUGAAAAUGAUAAUGAACAAAUAAGUGAUAAAUAAACUGUUUUGCAUUA
Molecule: messenger RNA, 1649 nt
Organism: Acanthochromis polyacanthus (spiny chromis)
Lineage: Eukaryota; Metazoa; Chordata; Actinopteri; Pomacentridae
Gene: orc4
Product: origin recognition complex, subunit 4
Exons: 14
Coding region: 78-1382 (434 amino acids)
Biological process (GO): DNA replication initiation; DNA replication
Cellular component (GO): nucleus; nuclear origin of replication recognition complex
Molecular function (GO): ATP hydrolysis activity; DNA replication origin binding
Source: RefSeq, a predicted model, not a curated record